AUGUCAACGCCAACCACCACCGAAGGCUUUGCACCCUUCAACGCACCUGGCGCGGGGAAGCCCUGUCAGACAUACUACAAAGUAUUGGGCGAUCUCACCUCCGACAAGUGCCCCGUCGUCGUAAUUAAUGGCGGGCCUGGAGCAACGAUGAAUUACUUACUCUCACUGGCCGACUUGGCCGAGGCCGCAUACGGGAUGCCGGUCGUGCUCUACGACCAGGUGGGCUGUGGAAAGUCGACGCUGCUACCCGAGAAGGCCGGAGAUGUGGAGUUUUGGACCGUCCAACUUUUUGUUGACGAAUUCCAUAAUCUUCUGACGCAUAUCGGAGUCGAGACCUAUGAUGUGUUGGGACACUCGUGGGGUUCGAUGUUGGGACUAGAGAUUGCUGUGAGACAACCAGCUGGUCUCAGGAAACUCAUCCUGUCGUCUGGAUUGGUUUCCAUGAAACUAUGGGAAGAUGCGACGCGCAAGCUCCUUGAAACUCUGCCAACAGACAUAGUGGAGACAAUUCGCAAACAUGAGAAGGCGGGGACAUUCGACUCCCCAGAAUACGCUGACGCGAUGAACGUGUACAACAAGCAGUUUGUCUGCCGACUUGACCCAUACCCACCGGAAGUAGUGGCGACGUUUAAGGCACUAGAAGACCCAACAGUUUACGGAACCAUGGAGGGCCCUUCUGAGUUCACUAUCACCGGGAGCCUAAAGACAUGGAAUAUUAUACCUCAGUUGCCGAAAAUCAACGUCCCAAUCCUCAUUACGAAUGGCGCGUACGACGAGGCCGCGGAUAGUGUGAUAGCACCUGUCUGGAACGUGUUGCCGCGAGUCAAGUGGUAUACCUUCCCCAACAGUUCGCAUAUGGCCCAGUGGGAGGAGCGAGCGAAGUUCAUGGAGAUUAUAGGAGGGUACCUGAAGCUAGAGAUUGAAUGA
Messenger RNA from Fomitopsis serialis, 927 nucleotides. RefSeq names its product proline iminopeptidase. Gene Ontology annotation, molecular function: peptidase activity. Bases 1 to 927 code for a protein of 308 amino acids. The transcript has 4 exons. Gene Ontology annotation, biological process: proteolysis. Lineage: Eukaryota; Fungi; Basidiomycota; Agaricomycetes; Polyporales; Fomitopsidaceae. The record is from RefSeq and is a predicted model, not a curated record.